UUUCAUCCAGACUUUGUAGUCGAGCACAGAGCGGGACGAUCCUGCUCCUCCACUUUCUGUUGACGUGGUAACGGCGGCUGUUGUCAUUUUGGGUGCAAAUCUCCAGAUAUUCAUGAGUAAAAGUUAGAGAAACGGUGCCAUUAAAAGCGAGCAGUCAUGCUGGAUUUUGCCAUCUUUGCUGUCACGUUUGUCAUCAUUUUGGUGGGAGCUGUUCUUUAUUUAUACCCGUCAUCCAGAAGGGCCUCUGGCAUCCCAGGUUUCAACCCUACAGAUGAGAAGGAUGGAAACCUGCAGGACAUUGUGAACAGAGGCAGUCUGCAUGAAUUCCUCGUCAGUCUUCAUCAGGAGUUUGGGUCCGUGGCGUCGUUCUGGUUCGGCGGUCGUCCGGUGGUCAGCCUGGGCUCUGUGCACCAGCUACGUCAACACAUCAACCCGAACCACACAACUGACUCCUUUGAGACGAUGCUGAAGUCGUUGCUAGGUUACCAGUCAGGGAUGGGAGGCGGGGCCAGUGAGACCGUCAUAAGGAAGAAGGUGUACGAGGGUGCAAUCAACAGUACGCUGAAGAACAACUUCCCUCACUUGCUCAAGGUGGUGGAGGAGCUAGUCGGGAAGUGGAAGUCGUUCCCAGAGGAUCAGCACAUCCCGCUGUGUGCCCACCUGCUGGGUCUGUCCAUGAAGACCGUCACUCAGCUGGCCCUGGGCGAGCGCUUCAAAGACGACGCCGAUGUCAUUUCCUUCCGCAAGAACCACGACGCGAUCUGGUCAGAAAUCGGAAAAGGCUACCUGGACGGCUCCAUGGAGAAGAGCUCCAGCAGGAAAGGGCAUUAUGAGACGGCUCUGUCUGAGAUGGAGUCGGUGCUGCUGUCAGUGUCAAAGGAGAGAAAAACCCAGAGGAAGCAGACGGUGUUUGUGGACGCUCUGCAUCAGUCGAGUCUCACGGAACGACAGAUCAUGGAGGACUGUAUGGUUUUCACUUUGGCUGGAUGCGUCAUCACCGCCAACUUGUGUAUCUGGGCUCUUCACUUCCUGUCUACAUCAGAAGAAGUCCAGGACAAGUUGUACAAGGAGCUGGAGGAGGUUUUGGGUUCUGAUCCAGUUACCUUGGACAAAAUCCCUCAGCUCAGAUACUGCCAGCAGGUCCUCAACGAGACGGUGAGGACUGCCAAGCUGACCCCCGUCGCGGCUCGACUUCAGGAAGUGGAGGGAAAAGUCGAUCAACAUGUCAUCCCCAAAGAGACUUUGGUGAUCUAUGCCUUGGGAGUGGUGCUGCAAGAUUCUGACACCUGGAGCACCCCAUACAGGUUUGACCCGGAUCGAUUUGAGGAAGAUUCGGCCAAGAAGAGCUUCUGUCUGCUCGGUUUCUCAGGGAAUCAAACAUGCCCAGAGCUGAGGUUCGCCUACACUGUAGCUACGGUCCUGCUCAGCACGUUGGUGCGGCGGCUGAAGCUUCACCAGUUGGAGGGACAGGUCAUGGAGGUCAGAUCUGAGCUGGUGUCAACGCCCAAAGACGAAACCUGGAUCACCGUCAGCAGAAGAAGCUAAAACUAGUCUCUACUGUAAAUCCACUGGAGGGAGAAGAGCUGCGGAGUCAUAUUCCCAAAAAGCAAUAUGAUUAACAUCUCAAUUAAAGAAAUUACCAGCAAUUAAACAAGUAUUUCCAUGUCUCACGUUACCUCCUGUCUUUUAAAACAACAGAAUGGUAGUUGACACUUUUUGGAAUAAGGCUCUUUUUGUAACUUGGUUAAAUUUUCUUUGUCCAGUCGUGUUUUUUACACACUAGUCGCCCCACAUGGUCGUCUUCCCUGUACAUGUUCAUCUGAAGCCUUAAAGUACAUUAUUAACUUGACCGUCAAUGGUCCACAUUUGCACUUGUUGAAAGAUGCCAUCUGUUUAAGGAGGGAAACUUUAAUGCUCUACGAUGUAGAGGAAAAACAACUUGUGCCGCCAGAAGUUUUUUUUUACAUUUCCUUGAACAACUGCCUCGAGUCCAAACUCCCAGUGGCAUAUGGCUUGUUUGUCUACUAAUACAGCCACAUGGCAUUCUGACAUUUCAUUCCCUUUUUUAAAAAUCUUAUUAAAUUCUUAUGAAAAUUU
Molecule: messenger RNA, 2097 nt
Organism: Thunnus maccoyii (southern bluefin tuna)
Lineage: Eukaryota; Metazoa; Chordata; Actinopteri; Scombriformes; Scombridae
Gene: cyp20a1
Product: cytochrome P450 20A1
Exons: 13
Coding region: 157-1545 (462 amino acids)
Cellular component (GO): membrane
Molecular function (GO): iron ion binding; monooxygenase activity; oxidoreductase activity, acting on paired donors, with incorporation or reduction of molecular oxygen
Source: RefSeq, a predicted model, not a curated record